Molecule: messenger RNA, 3697 nt
Organism: Rhineura floridana
Lineage: Eukaryota; Metazoa; Chordata; Lepidosauria; Squamata; Rhineuridae
Gene: GRB7
Product: growth factor receptor bound protein 7
Exons: 16
Coding region: 156-2027 (623 amino acids)
Biological process (GO): signal transduction
Source: RefSeq, a predicted model, not a curated record
CAGGGGGAGGGGGAGCAUGGAAAGAGCCUUCUAUGUAGCUACGUGCUGAGUCACUUUGGAGUAGGGUGGAAAGCAGUUGUGGAGCCCCACUUCCAGCCAAUGGAGGUGCUUGGUUAAAGAAGGCAACUUAGAGGCUCUUGCUUCUGGACCAUAGUAUGCAAGAAACCCGGGGCUUGCACUGGAGGAGAGCUGUGGGGGUAGUCUUCUGCUGCACGUGCCUGCGAAAGCGUGGCUCCCCAGGCGAGGUUCUCACCUGCCCCCAUCAAAAGAGAAGUCGCAGUGUUGCUUCCUGCUACAAGGAGAACAUGGAGUCGGUUGCAUCAGGGUUCCCACUUCUGGAAUGGAUCCACAGGGCAUCGUGCUUUGAUAGCCAGAGGCCAGGGAAAGAUAAUGACAUGGACCUUGGAACUCUCCAAAACCACAUCAACAGCACCUUGGACAAUGUUUAUGAGGAUGGUCUGGAAUCUGAAUGUGCUAGGCCCAUUUCCAACAGCAACCCUAUCUGCAAUGGCGAACAGGCCAGCCUUCUGACGAGAGGUGAUAUUGUCAAGCGUUCUCAGCCACUGCUCAUCCAAGCCAAUAGAAAACUGAAGGAGGAGGAGGAGGAGCCACGUGCCUUAUCUCUGCCCUCCAUCCCAAACCCUUUCCCGGAACUCUGCAGUCCCUCCAACUCACCCAUCCUCAGCAACUCCUCCCUGGGGCCAGGUUCACCACGAGAAGGCAGUUCUCAUGUAGUGAAGGUCUACAGUGAAGAUGGCACUUGCCGCUCAUUGGAAGUCACAGCAGGGACUACAGCUCGUCAUGUCUGUGAGAUGCUCAUACAGAAGACCCAUGCUUUGCAUGAUGAAUGCUGGUCCCUAGUAGAGGUUUAUCAGCACUUGGCUCUAGAGCGGUGCCUUGAAGAUCAUGAGUCUGUGGUGGAGGUUCAGGCCACAUGGCCUGUUGGGGGCGACAGCAGGUUUGUGUUCCGGAAGAACUACGCCAAGUACGAGCUGUUCAAGAACUCACCACAGUCCCUGUUUCCUGAAGUCAUGGUUUCCAGCUGCCUGGAUGCAGCCAACAAGGGCAUGUCCCACUCAGAACUUAUACAGAAUGUGCUAAAUUCAGGAAGCUGCCCUGAAAUCCAAGGGUUCCUACACCUGAAAGAAGUUGGACGCAAAGUAUGGAAAAGGUUUUACUUCUCCUUACGGCGCUCUGGGCUCUAUUACUCAACAAAAGGCACAUCAAAGGACCCCCGACACUUACAGUAUUGUGUUGAUAUAAAUGAAUCCAACAUCUACUACAUAACCCAAGGGAAAAAGCAAUACAGCACCCCAACAGAAUAUGGCUUUUGCAUCAAGCCGUGCAAGGCACGCAGUGGGGUUAAAGGUCUGAAGCUCUUCUGCAGUGAAGAUGAGCAAAGUCGCACAUGCUGGAUGGCUGCCUUCCGCCUCUUUAAGUAUGGCAUACAGCUCUACAGAAACUACCAGCAGUGUCAGGCACGGCAAAGGGAACCAGCCUGGAUUGGGCCUGUACCACUGCGGAAUGUAUCCGAUAACACCUUGGUGGCCAUGGACUUCUCGGGUUGUACGGGCCGAGUGAUUGAGAAUCCCAACGAAGCACUGACAGUAGCUUUGGAGGAGGCUCAGGCGUGGAGGAAGAGGACAACUCACCGAUACAGCCUGCCCACCCCGUUCCAGAGUUCAUCAUUCAGUGCUGCCAUCCACAGAACCCAGCCAUGGUUCCACGGACACAUUUCUAGAGAAGACACCCAGCGCCUUAUAAUUCAGCAGGGACUGGUGGAUGGGGUCUUCCUGGUGCGGGAGAGCCAGCGGAACCCCAAAGGCUUUGUCUUGUCACUCUGUCACCUGCAGAAGGUGAAGCACUACCUUAUACUUCCGAGCGAGGAAGAAGGGCACCUCUACUACACCAUGGAUGACGGGCAGACUCGCUUUGCUGACCUGAUCCAGCUGGUGGAAUUUCACCAAAUCAACCGUGGCAUCCUGCCUUGCAAGCUGAAGCACUACUGCACAAGUGUUGCCUUAUGAUAAGCUGUCUUCCCAAAGGGCCUUUUCCCAUACCCCAUCCUCCAGAUUGGCCAUGGCCAGCAAAAGGGAGGGGAUAUGACGAGCAGGUCUUCUUGAACUCUGCACACCGGGAUCGACUCCGAACUUUUAAUUGCUCCUUGACCCCACCUUCAGCCACUGCAAGUGACCUAGUUCAAGCCCUCCCAUUCCACCACCCAUCGGGAAGUCUUGAAUUUUUUUUUAGAAACUUGGGGAUGGAUUUGAAGUCACUGUGAUAAGUGCUAUCAUACAAACUGCAUAAGGGGACACCAUAACCCAGCAAAAGGGAAACAGCAUCCAUUUGCCCACCGAGUGUCCCUCUCCACUUCAGGGCUUUGUGCUUGCUCUGAUCCAGAGCUUGCUUUGCCACCGCAUGUAAGAGAUUUUGCUGCUGCUUCAGUCGCUAUAUGCUCCCAGCUUCCUAAUGUGAUUUUAAAGUUCUCAUUUUCUGAGAGUUGUCUUGCAGGUUUGUCAUGCUUUUUGUAUUCUUUCAAAAACCUGUUUGACCAGAGGCAACAGCAGGAUAAAAGAAAUAUUGGAUGUACACACCAUGGGAAGCAAUUCCUCUUGCGCACUACUUUCAGCUCUUAUUUUUUUAAAAAAUUGCUUGUCUCCAGCUCAAGAUUCUCUGGGUUCUCUCACCUUUGUUAGGUAAGGAAGGAAAGACUUAAUUGCUCAAUAUCUCUCUCUCUCUCUCUCUCUCUCUCUCUCUCUCUGGUGCCUAGCAUCACCAUUUAUUUAAAUUAGCAGUCCCCUCUUUGUUGCUGAGCCCAUAGGCAGCAGUCUGGUGGAGAGUCCUGAGGGAAUCCAGCACCAGGAGGGAACAAUUGGAGAUGAUUUAAAAAAAAAAAAGGCCAAGCCAGCUGUUACCCAGGUAAAGGCCAAGCCUGUCUUGGAAACUUUUCUAGCUCUACCAGAUUAGGAGAGGCAUAUGAGAUGGGGGGAGGGGGUUGGAGUCAUCCUGGAGGAUAUCAUUUCCAAAGGAACUCUUCAAUCUGCAGUCCCUAGUGGCUUUUCACAAUGAAAAGCAGCAGAACAGAAAGUGUCUUGGUUCUAACCCAGCAGCACCCUCUGCCGCCCCCCAUACACUGUGGUAUUCCUUUUAGCUCUCUCUUCAGACACUGCAUCAUACAAACAUUUAAACCCAAAGGUUCUCUCUCCCCCACACCUACCCCAUUCUUACUGCAUAUUUGGUACAAUAUGGCCUAUACCACUGUGCUAUAAUUCCCAGCUCUCAUCUUCUCAUCUGUUGGGUUUUAUUGUGAGGUGGCUAGGGUUAUUGCAUCUAAGCAUCACAGACAAGGAAUGGAGUUAGGGAGAAUUGGUUUUCUCUCCUUGCAUGGGUUAAAAAUACCCUGGGGUUGGGAGGAGGGGAAGCAAGAAGGCUCUGUCGCUAACUUGUAAGAAUCUAUGAGGCCAGUAUCUACUGUGAUGAGUUGUGUAUAUAUAAGUGAUGAUAAUAAAUCUUAUUUUUUUCAUACCUUUGCUUUGAUUUUGUACACAAAUCACUUGUGAGAAAAGCACAAGCUAAGAGCAACCAUUUAAAUGGAUAGCAGCAAUCAACCUGUAAAGAAUCAACAGAUUAUUUUAUCUCUUUAUUUAUCUAAGACGCAAAACUUCUUACUCAAAUAAAAGUUUAUGUUUGAUAACUC